Messenger RNA from Drechmeria coniospora, 1176 nucleotides. RefSeq names its product 60S ribosomal protein L3. The record is from RefSeq and is a predicted model, not a curated record. Bases 1 to 1176 code for a protein of 391 amino acids. Gene Ontology annotation, biological process: translation; ribosomal large subunit assembly. Gene Ontology annotation, molecular function: RNA binding; structural constituent of ribosome. The transcript has 5 exons. NCBI's taxonomy places the organism in Eukaryota, Fungi, Ascomycota, Sordariomycetes, Hypocreales, Ophiocordycipitaceae. Gene Ontology annotation, cellular component: ribosome; cytosolic large ribosomal subunit.
AUGAGUCACCGGAAGUUUGAGGCUCCCCGCCAUGGCUCCCUGGCUUUCCUGCCACGGAAGCGUGCUGCCCGCCACCGCGGCAAGGUCAAGUCCUUCCCCAAGGAUGACCCCAAGAAGCCCGUCCACCUGACGGCCGCCAUGGGCUACAAGGCUGGCAUGACGACCAUCGUUCGUGACCUCGACCGACCCGGUGCCAAGGCGAACAAGAAGGAGGUUGUCGAGGCCGUCACGAUCGUCGAUACGCCACCUAUGAUCGUUGUUGGUCUUGUUGGCUACAUCGAGACUCCCCGUGGUCUCCGAUCCCUCACCACCGUCUGGGCCGAGCACUUGAGCGACGAGGUCAAGCGUCGCUUCUACAAGAACUGGUACAAGAGCAAGAAGAAGGCCUUCACCAAGUACGCCAAGAAGCACUCGGAGAGUAGCGGCUCCUCCAUCACCCGCGAGCUCGAGCGCAUCAAGAAGUACUGCACCGUCGUCCGUGUUCUCUCCCACACCCAGAUCCGCAAGACGCCUCUCAAGCAGAAGAAGGCCCACCUUAUGGAGAUUCAGAUCAACGGUGGAUCCGUCGCCGACAAGGUCGAGUUCGGCCACGGCCUCUUCGAGAAGCCCGUCUCUAUCGACUCCGUCUUCGAGCAGGAUGAGAUGAUCGACGUCAUCGCCGUCACCAAGGGUCACGGCUUCAACGGUGUCACCGCUCGUUGGGGCACCAAGAAGCUUCCCCGCAAGACGCACAAGGGUCUCCGAAAGGUUGCCUGUAUCGGUGCUUGGCAUCCGUCCCACGUCCAGUGGACUGUUGCCCGUGCCGGUCAGAUGGGUUAUCACCACCGUACCUCGGUCAACCACAAGGUGUACCGCAUUGGCAAGGGCGACGCCGAGGACAACGCCUCCACCGAGAUCGACGUCACCAAGAAGAAGAUCACGCCUCUGGGUGGCUUCGUCCGAUAUGGUGAGGUCAACAACGACUUCGUCAUGGUCAAGGGUUCCAUUCCCGGUGUCAAGAAGCGCGUCAUGACGCUGCGCAAGUCCAUGUUCACCCACACCUCCCGCAAGGCUCUGGAGAAGAUCAGCCUGAAGUGGAUCGACACCUCGUCCGAGUUCGGCCACGGCGCUUUCCAGACGCCCGCGGAGAAGAAGCAGUACCAGGGUACCCUCAAGAAGGACCUCGCUUCCGCAUAA